Messenger RNA from Dermacentor silvarum, 709 nucleotides. RefSeq lists its product as uncharacterized. Gene Ontology annotation, molecular function: amine binding. The record is from RefSeq and is a predicted model, not a curated record. Lineage: Eukaryota; Metazoa; Arthropoda; Arachnida; Ixodida; Ixodidae. The coding region runs from base 41 to 613 and encodes 190 amino acids. Gene Ontology annotation, biological process: symbiont-mediated perturbation of host defenses. The transcript is spliced from 5 exons.
AAUAACAGCCUCCAGAAGCUGGCCAGCAUUUGGAAGGACGAUGCGCAGUGCCUGUCUGUUUGCGUUUUUCGGGCUCUCUUUUGCCGGCUUUGAUUACGCUGGGCGUCCGUCUUUAGAGGAUCUGGAUGAGUUCUUCAAGGAGGAUGAGAAGAUUUGGAUUUACUACAGAUCAUACGCUCGAUAUGAAGGUGAUGAUAUCCAUGUCUGCGUUUACAUGCAACACCACUCGUGGAGCUAUUACCAUCCUGGCUUGAGGUUUGUCUAUGGAGGUUACCGGACAAACAAAAUGGGAGAGCGAAUCGUACUCAACAUCAGACAAAGAAGAGGAAAUGGGACGGAUGACCCUCCUCUGCUGAACAUCACCAGAGACAAAGAUGAAAGGCCAAGAGACUAUCAGUUUAUGUACUGGAACAAAGAUGAAAAAUGCGCUGUGAUCACCUUCUCGGACAACUUAUGCAACAUCAUGUGCGAACUCUAUGUCUGGGAAAAAAACAUCAAAGAAACUUCCCGAGCUGUGAAAACGAGUACGAAGCUAUUUGCCCUGGUCGUCCAAAGCAUAUGGUUUACCUUCGCAAUCGCUGCUUCUAAAAUCAAUGUGAGCACUUCUAUCUAACCGGAGCAAGUCGAAUUGAAUUCCAUAGCAAUGCUACAGACAUCCUUGGUAUCAAAAAAGUUGGGUGAAAAUAUAACCACGUUUUCUCUCCCGCUA